Molecule: messenger RNA, 429 nt
Organism: Porites lobata
Lineage: Eukaryota; Metazoa; Cnidaria; Anthozoa; Scleractinia; Poritidae
Source: the annotation of a GenBank genome assembly
AUGUGCCUUUUGGAGGAAAACUGCGUUGCAAUUCAGUUCACUUUCCGGAGAGGGUGCAAACUGCUCGACACGAAAGGAAAGUUUCAAGUUCUUACCGAUAACGCAAAAUUGUCGAAAACAGUCGUGUUUCUGCCGAGACUGCAAAGAGAAAAGAAGAACUUUAUUUUGUAUCAACUCAAAGUCAAAGCAAAUCAGCAACGCCGGGGCCAACUGAAGGCCUCUAAUACUACACAGUGUGCUUGCUCUUGUUCAAAAGAUGCCUUUUCCCAAGCCUUUGUGAUGUGUAAACCUGAGCAAGAGAGUUGGUGUCAGAACGCCCAGGGCAACUGCCUGUUGUAUUCCAAACAGCAAAUAACAGCUGUUGAGAAAGAUAUGCAUUCGGAGAUGCAUUUUGUGUGGAAAGAUUACACUCAAGUUACAGAGAUGUAA